UUCUUCUUCUUCUUCUUCUUCACUUAACCUAACAAAAGAAAUUACAAAUUAUGAAAAUAUAAAUUUAACUUUUUAACAGGACAUUUUGUAAUUAUGAAUUCUCUUAACACCCUAAACAUUAGGCUCAGGAAACCUAUAUUUAAUUAUAUCAAAAGAUGUUUAUCAGAUGAUAUUAAACAACAAAAUGAUAUUUUCACGGCGGAACAAUCUCGACAAAAAGAAGCAGUAGGGCGUAUACAAAAAAUUGAAAUUAACUAUGGAGGACCAGUAGAAAAUGAACUUUUAGUUAUGAACAAAAAUAUUUCAACGCCCUAUGAUUGUGCUAAACAUUUGGGCGAUUCUAUAUGCAACAAAUCCGUAGUUGCUUUGCUAAACGGAGAAACGUUAUGGCACAUGCACAAACCUUUGCCAGAUUCCUGUAAAAUAGAGUUUCUUCAUUAUCAUGUAUCAAACCCAGCUCUAGUAAAUAAAACUUUUUGGAGAAGUUGUAGCUUUCUUUUGGGUGCCGUUGUUUCAGAAGCUUUUAAAGAUAAUGUUAAAUUGUAUUUACAUAGUUUUCCUAGUCCGAAUGUGAAAUCUGGCAGUUUCGUUUAUGACGUACAAUUAGAACUAGAAGACUGGAAACCCACCACAUCGGAAUUAAAAGUAUUAUCAAUCGAAAUGAUAAAGUUCUGCCAGCAGGAGCUUCCCUUGGAAUGUUUGGAUGUCUCGAAAGAUUUGGCAUUUGAAAUUUUCAAAAAGAAUCCCCACAAAACCAACCAAAUACCAGAUAUAGCAGAAAAUAAUGGCGAUAAAGUGACAUUAUUUAGAGCUGGUAACCAUAUAGAUAUUUCCAAGGGACCCAUGGUACCAAACACUAACCAUAUGGGUAGAAUAACUGUCGCCAAUGUUAUAAAAUUAAAUACUGAUAUUGCUGGUGGGCCUAUUUACAGGUUUCAGGGUGUAGCUCUACCGAGAUCUUUAAUUUUGAAUCAUUUUGCCUUUGGGGUACUAGAAGAUCGUGCAAAGUUAUUGAAUCCUGCACGAAUUCCUGGAACUCAAGUAGUAGAUAAUGAAGAUAAUAGUUUCGUAGCUAGUAUGACGGCGUAAACAGAAAAGUUUUUAAUAAAUUUAAUAAAGUAUAACAGUUUUUUUUAUAAUUUCUACAAAACCUGUAAAACUAUACCAGUCUUUGCAGCUCUUGUGUUUUUAUUUGAAGAAGGAACCUUAUCCUUUCUUUCUUGGAGGAGAUAUAAUUAGAAGUAGACAAAAUAAUCAAUUAGUAAUCGAGUGUUUUUAGAAAUUUCAUAAAUACUUGAUUAAGUGAAUAAUCAAAACUAAACCAUUUUAAUUAAAUAUUUUAAAUAAUAAAUUAUUUCUAUCGAUGAAUCUAAAUUAUAAAACGAUCGUUUGAUUACCUUAUUAAUAUGUAAUUAAAUUAGAUUUUUAGUAAUAAUUGAAAAAUAACAAUCGAAUAUUAGAUAGAAAUCAACUAAAUAAUAUUGAGUCCGAUUAUUCGGAAAUAUUGUACUGAAAUAACUGAUUAAAGGAAAAUAAUCGUUCUCUCGAUUAACCGAAAACAAUCAAUUAAUUUGGUAACCUAAUGAUACAUAUAACGUUAUGAUUUAUCGCAAAUAAUCGAUUGUUCUAAAAUAAUUUAUUAGUCGAUUCAUUGAAGAUAAUCGAUUGUUUUUAAUUAAUCGAGAAUUCUCGAAUAAUCGUAAAUAACCGAUUAAUCGAAAAUAAUCUAUUGAAUAAUCGAUUCUUAAAAAAACGAUUUUUAAUUAAUCGGUUAAUCUCAAAUAAUGGAUUAUUUAUUUUGAUAAUCUCCGAGCCCUAAUUAUAAAUAUAACAUUUGUAUCUCGAUUAAUAGAACAUAAUAGAUUGGUCUAAAAUAAUCGAUUAAUUAAAUAGUCGAAUAAUCUAAAAUAACAGAGUAUUUUUAAUUAAUUAAAAAUAAUCAAACUCUCGAUUAAUCGAAAAUAAUCGAUUGUGAUUAAUGGCAAAUAAUCGAUUAAUUGAAUAGUCGAUUCAUUAUUCUCGAUCGAUUGUUUUUAAUUUCUGCAUUAAUCCUAAAUAAUCGAUUAAUCGUUAAUAAUUAAUUAAUCGUAAAUAACCAAUUAAUCUAAUAAUUGAAUGAUCGAUUCACAAAAAACAAUUAUUUUUAAUUAAUCGGUUAAUCUCAAAUAAUGGAUUAUUUUUUAUUUGGACAAUCUCCCAGCCCUAAUUAUAAAUACAACGUUUAUAUCUCGAUUAAUCGAAAAUAAUCGAUUUAUCUAAAAUAAUCGAUUAAUUGUAUAGUCUAUUAUUUGAUUAAUUGAAUAUUCGAUUAAUUAAUAAAAUCGAUUACGCGAAAAUAUAUGUAUAAUUGAAUAAUCGAUUUUUUUUAUUAAUCGAAAAUCGAUCUCGUAAUUAAUCAAUAAUUGAUUCGUCGAAAAUGAUGGAUUGUUUUGUUAUACAAUAACUGAUUAAUGAAAAAAAAAUCGAUUAAUUGAAUAGUAGAUUAUUUUUAAUUAAUCGAACUCUCGAUUAAUCGAAAAUAAUAUAUUGAUCCACGCAUCGAAAAUAAUCUAAUAAUUGAAUAAUCAAUUCAUCGAAAAAAAUCGAUUAUUUUUAAUUAAUCGAAUUAUUUAUUUUGAUAAUCUCCCAGCUCUAAUUAUUAAUAUAACGUGAUUAAUCGCAAAUAAUUGAUCUAAAAUAAUCGAUUAAUUAGUCGAUUCAUUAUUAUUGAUGAAUCGAUUAUUUCCGAUCUAUUGUUUUUAAUUAAUCGAUAUCCUAAUUAAUCCUAAAUAUUCGAUUAAUCGAAAAUAAUAUAUUAAUUGAAUAAUCAAUUCAUAAAAAAAGGAUUAUUUUUAAUUAAUCCGUUAAUCUCAAAUAAUGGAUUAUUUAUUUGGAUAAUCUCCCAGCCCUAAUUAUAAAUACAACGUUUAUAUCUCGAUUAAUCGAAAAUAAUACAUUUAUAUAAAAUAAUCGAUUAAUUGAAUAGUCUAUUAUUUGAUUAAUUGAAUAGUCGAUUAAUUAAUAAAAUCAAUUACGCGAAAAUAUAUGUAUAAUUGAAUAAUCGAUUUUUUUAUUAAUCGAAAAUCG
Messenger RNA from Psylliodes chrysocephalus, 3066 nucleotides. The record is from the annotation of a GenBank genome assembly. NCBI's taxonomy places the organism in Eukaryota, Metazoa, Arthropoda, Insecta, Coleoptera, Chrysomelidae.